Molecule: messenger RNA, 414 nt
Organism: Talaromyces stipitatus ATCC 10500
Lineage: Eukaryota; Fungi; Ascomycota; Eurotiomycetes; Eurotiales; Trichocomaceae
Exons: 2
Coding region: 1-414 (137 amino acids)
Source: RefSeq, a predicted model, not a curated record
AUGGCGCGUAAAGGCCCUGGUACAGAUGGCCCUCUACAGACAGCCCUUCUGGAAUCCACGUCUGCAGCCACAACAAGAGCUUCUGAAGGACAGAAGAUCUUCAGCCUCAUAGCUGUAUUCCUUGAUAAAUACCGCAGCCAAACCACCGGCCUUGCUCCUCACCUACUGAGAGCCCUCACCGCUCUAAGCGAUGACCUCGCCUCGGUAGCUCAACAACAUUUCAACGCUUAUAUCAGUGGUAUCUCGAUGAUCUCCAUUCUACCUGCCCUUGCAGCACUAAAAGAAGUCCAAGCUAUAAAGACUGGCUUUGCACUAUGUCCCUUAUCUCCAGAAGCCCUCCUAGCCCUUAAGGCCCAAAAAGAGACUAUCUCUACAUUCUUUAUUAACUGCCAGAUAGAACGCAGCUCCCGAUAG